AUGAAGUAUGAUGGGACCCAAGACCCCCAGGAGCACCUAACGACCUUUGAGGCCAGGAUGAACCUGGAAGGGGUGGGCGAUGAAGUAAGGUGUCGCGCUUUCCCUGUAACCGUAGCUAGGCCGGCAAUUCGUUGGUUCAAUGCCCUCCCUCAAGGCUCCAUAACCUCCUUUGCCGACAUCAGUUGCGCUUUCUUGGCUCAGUUCACUACACGUAUCUCCAAAACGAAGCACCCGAUCAAUCUGCUGGGAGUAACACAAAAAAUCGGCGAGCCGACCCGGAAAUACCUGGAUAGAUUCAAUGACGAGUGCUUAGAGAUCGACGGCUUAACCGAUUCGGUAGCCAGCCUAUGCUUGACCAACGGGUUAUUGAAUGAGGAUUUCAGGAAACACCUUACCACCAAACCCGUUUGGACAAUGCAAGAAAUUCAGAACGUGGCUAGGGAAUAUAUCAAUGAUGAAGAAGUCAGCCAGGUCGUGGCAGCCAAUAAGCGACAGCCCGCUUCCUCCAAUGCUCGCCCGCUCAGUGGCGGGGAAAGGUCAAAGGAGCACUCCAAAGACGGAGGAUCAGCUAAAACCUUCAAGUCGUUUCCCCGGGUAGGAAAGUUUACCAACUAUACCCCCCUGACAGCUCCAAUCGUUGAAGUCUACCAGCAGAUUACAGACAAGGGCAUCUUGUCGCAGCCCCGACAACUCAAGGAUAGGACGAGAGGAAAGAAAAACCUCUGUUGCGAUUACCACAAGGGCUAUGGCCACAAGACCCAAGACUUAUUCGACCUUAAAGACACCCUGGAGCAGGCCAUUUGGGAGGCGAAGCUGGCCGAUUUCUCCCACCUUAUAAGGGAACCGAGGAGGCGGGACCACGACCGGUCCAGCAAGGACAAAAACUGCGCCGUGAGACAAAGACGAGAGCCUGAGGAGGAUAAUGAACGUGGCCUCACUGUUGUAAAUGUAAUGAUCGGGAGAGACGUUCCCCCUAGAUCGAAAUCGGCUAGCAAGAAGGACGCCAAGGUCUUAGCUAUGUCUUCUGGCUCCACGCUGCCCUCCCAGAGGGUACCGUCGAUAUCAUUCGGCCCCGAAGACCAAUGGUUUGACGAUGCGACAGAGAACCCUCAACCGCCCUGGUAA
Arachis duranensis is the source of this 1125-nucleotide messenger RNA. RefSeq lists its product as uncharacterized. Lineage: Eukaryota; Viridiplantae; Streptophyta; Magnoliopsida; Fabales; Fabaceae. The record is from RefSeq and is a predicted model, not a curated record. The transcript has a single exon. The coding region runs from base 1 to 1125 and encodes 374 amino acids.